This is a messenger RNA of Cuscuta campestris, 1419 nucleotides long. The record is from the annotation of a GenBank genome assembly. Lineage: Eukaryota; Viridiplantae; Streptophyta; Magnoliopsida; Solanales; Convolvulaceae.
ACUACGUUUUGUUCUGCCAUGGUUAAGAAAAAGCACACAAGCUACUCACUCAAAACCUUCAGAGUGAGGAUGGAGAUAUCAUUGAAUGCAUUGACAUCCACAAGCAGCCAUCAUUCAAUCAUCCUGCCUUAAGAAAUCACAAAAUCCAGAUGACCCCAAGCUACAAUCACAAACACACCAAAGAACAACAACCUAUGGGAACACCUUACACCAAACACAUGAACAAAGAAGACAUUAUUACUACUCCUCUCACUAUAACAACAACACAAACAUGGCACAGGAGUGGGAGUAGUUGUCCCAAAGGAACCAUUCCCCUUAGAGUUGGACAAACCAAGAGAAAUCAAGUGGAAAAUAGGAGUACUAGAAAGAAGAAGCCUCCCAUACAUUAUCAUCACCACCAUAAAUUGAACGAAAAUGAUGAAGAUGACAAGUUUUUACUCUUGCACCCAAACCGAUCGUUGGCAAUGUUACACACAGAAGGGAUGAGUUACUUGGGAGCAAAAGGAGACAUUAAAGUUUGGAAUCCUCACGUAGAAAAAGAAGAUUACAGCACUUCUCACGUCACACUCGCUGGUGGGCCUUAUUAUGAUUAUGAACUGGUCCAGUCUGGCUGGGCCGUCAACCCGGCCCUCUAUGGGGAUACCCAAACCCGAUAUUUCACUUAUUGGACGAAGCCGUGCGGAGGAGUAAUGACUCGUUUGGAUGUGAGGCAGGCAGAUGGAUCAAACAAAACAGGGUUUUUUGACCUGAGCUGCCCGGGGUUUGUCCAAACUAGCCACGAAAUUGCACUUGGCGCUGCCAUCUAUCCCAUCUCAUCCUCUACCGGUCUGCCCUAUGAAAUUACCGUAUUCAUUCACCAGGACCCAUACACGGGCAAUUGGUGGCUACUAUACGGAGACGCAAUAGACAUCGGGUAUUGGCCCAGGGAGCUAUUCGGCGUUUUAGAGCAGCACGCCGAGACAGUCCAGUGGGGCGGCGAGGUCUACAGCGGCCACUUGAGCGACCGGCGGCCGCACACGACGACGGAGAUGGGCAGCGGAGACUUCCCGGAGAUCAUAUUCGGGGCGUCGGGGUCGGUGAAGAGGAUGAGGGUCCUCGGGAACUCGCUGGACCUGACCGUGCCGGAUUGGGCCUACCCGUACGCCGACGAGUACAAGUGCUAUGAUUCUUAUUACCUCACCGAUUAUGUUCCCGAGCCCGAGUUUUACUAUGGAGGUCCGGGCAGGUGCCCCAUUUGCCCCUAGCUUUAUUAAGGCUUUGUUUGGUUUAGCAUGUUUUAUAUAUUUCCCAUGAACUUUUUAGGUUAUAUUCUCUCUAACUUGAUAUGUGUGUCUGUGACAAGUUUGGUGCAUAUUUAUUUAGCAUACACAAGCUGAGAAAACUUUAAAAGAAAACAUCAAGUAAAGCAAGAAAAGUGGU